Molecule: messenger RNA, 11656 nt
Organism: Cervus elaphus (red deer)
Lineage: Eukaryota; Metazoa; Chordata; Mammalia; Artiodactyla; Cervidae
Gene: ATXN1
Product: ataxin 1
Exons: 9
Coding region: 2727-5252 (841 amino acids)
Biological process (GO): negative regulation of transcription by RNA polymerase II; nervous system development
Cellular component (GO): nucleus
Molecular function (GO): RNA binding; protein binding
Source: RefSeq, a predicted model, not a curated record
AUAUAUUUGUGCAGAAGUUUGGAAAUGACUAAGCCUGUGUAUGUAACUUUGAGACUCUGUGUAAAGCCUGUCAAGAAGCAUUGGAUUAUUCUAGCUCUGAUGCAGAGAGACGUGUCCUUGGGUGUACAGUUAGAUGCAGGCAGCUCCCUGAGCGCGCCCCUGCUUCAGGGUACCCUCCAAAGGCUCCCUGGAAGGCGUCGUUUGACCCCAGGUAGAGAAUCACGUUGCACUGCCACUUCAAAGAAUAAAAGAGUGCAGAAACUACAGAACUGAGUGUGGGAAGCCCUUCUUGUUGGUAAGAGUUUCAAGUGCUAGAGAAGGGAUGUGUUGAAAGGACAUUUACUUUCAUCAGCUCAGAGCAUCUGUUUUUUAUUCUUUAAAAAGAAGCAACACCUCAAAUUAUGGCAGUCCCUAGGCAAGUAAGCACUUGAGAUUUUGAUCUGUACAGAUUCUUCGACGGAGCGCCUCGCAGGAGCUUUUAGUAGUGAUUUGCAGCAUUUGUCUUGUUCUGUAGAAUGACAGCCCGUCUUUGUGGGGAAGGGGAGAGAGGCAGAGACGGCUAAGGAACCUCUCUGUGAAACAGCAAAUAAGCCAUUUCUCUCAGAUGCGGGUAGAAGUGGGAACUGGGCUUAGCAGGCCCUGGAGACCAAAUUAAAGGAGAUAGGAAAUGGAAACUCAACUCUGUGUUUUUUAUUUUCGACUCGGUGCCCACCUUCAAAACAUUCACUCAGUGUGGGCUUCAUCACAGUUUUCCCCCCUCUUUGAUGCAGAUUUCUGUUUUCUUAUUGUGGUAAAACGUAUAAAACAUGCCAUGUGGAAUUGUGCGUUCUUCAUGUGCAAUUCAGUGACAUCGGGAGCAUCACAGUGAUGUACAUCACCCCCAUCCUGUCGUUGUAAUUAUUAUUUUAGGCCCAGGUUUCCUAAAUGAAGCAAAUUGAGAGUUAGGGUGGUGUCACCCUUAACCCCAGGGCGCAGCGUAACCACUGUUAAGAGUCAGUCUCACAUCUCUUUUUUUCCUUAUUCAUACGGUUUUGUUCAAGCCCAGUUGCAAUAUUGUUCAUACUCUUCAUAAAGAGAAUUUUAGAAUUGUUAGGGAAUUUAAAGAUGCUUCAUUCCAUUUCCCCCAUUGUUUAGAUUAAGAAAUGAGUGACCGAAAGUGACCGUGGCUUGCAUAGCUGGACAGUAGCCGAGCUGGGUGUCCCUCUGUCCUGGGCUGCUCUGUCUUUAGUUUCAAAAUUAUUAUAAAAAAUUCAUCUGUGGUUUAUUUUUAGGGUCAUCUUCCUUCUCUCUCUCUCUCUUUGUGUGGUUUCUAUGUCUGGAUUUUUUUUUUUUUUAAGUGGUGUCUUCAAGCAGGAAUUUGUUUUAAACAAGAAAAUCACAACAUUCAUGCCAUUCCCAGGGCUUAUCACCCAUGAUUGAGACUGUGAAUUCUCUCCCUUCUUGUCUCUGUCCAGAUAUUCUAAAUCCAGGAUGUUACUUGUUUUUUGUUUUUUUUAAAACCCCCAUUUAUUUUGCUGAGUGUGGUGAAAUCACAAUUUAAAGGUGAUUGUCAUUUUCCCAAGAUGAAUUUUUUUUUUUUUUUUAAGCCAGUUUCUUUUCCUUCUUAAGAUCUGUUUGCCACUUUGAAUUAGGUGGAAACUCAGGGAAGCGGAGCCCUGCAGCUAAAAACCGACCAUCUGCUGACCACUUUACCCCCUCAGGGCCGACCUGCUUGUAUGAUCCCUUUCAAAAUCCUUUCCAGCUUCUAAAUUCCUAUCAGCAAGGAGUUAGGGCCUGGUCCUGCCCACGCUGGAGGUCUGUGGGAGGUGGUUAGGAAGCUGGAGGAGAGAGAGAGAAGCCGGGGUAUAUUGUUUGGGUCGGCCAUGGCAACCGCAGCAGUAAAAAGGAACAGGACUAGUUUUGCGCUGCUCUGUAAAUGGCCAGGAUUCAGCCCCUAUCUCUGGACUUUCUGCUCGGCACCAGACAACCUGAUCUCCUGGGUUUACAACUUAUCAGCUGUGUGUUGUGGCUUCUAACUCUGUGACUGCUCUAAGCCCAUCAAGAGGUUAAUUACUUGUAAAGAAUAAGGAGCUGCUGGAGACCUGUCACACAUCCAGGAGUGCUUUGGAGUUUACCUCUUCGCAGUCUGGAGCAAAAUGAAAGAGCUGAUGUCGAGGCCUCCCAAGUAGUGCUGCUACAGACCAUGAGCAAGAGAGAAGGAGGAGACGUUGGUCUGCACGAACGAUCCUGAAACGCAAAUGGUCUUGGGUCUAGGCUUUUCACAUUGACUUUCUCUACUGCCUCUCCUUCUGCUCAAGCAAAUUCUGUCUGUGAAGAUCUGAUGGGAAGGAACUGACUGCUUAGAAUUCUCCAUUGUGAUGAAAGCAUAUGGUACAGUUUUCCAAAGAAAUUAGUCCAUUUUCUGGGUGAAGAGAGACCAGACUGCUGUUUUCACAGGGUACUUCUCCCUUCUCUGUGAAAGGAAGAAAGAGCACACCUGGGCCCAGGAGCACUCCAGCUUCUUGUGGGAAGUCUCCAUGGUGAAGUGCAAGCCGGGGCUACCUGUGAACCGCACACAGUGAAUGUUAUUCCAGAGCAGCUGCUGGAGGAUCGCACCCACGGGGAGAUGAUUCCUCAUGAAGAGCCUGGAUCCCCUACAGAAAUCAAAUGUGACUUUCCGUUUAUCAGACUAAAACCAGAGCCAGUCCGACAGUGAAACGGUCACCGUGGAGGGGGGACGGCGAAAAAUGAAAUCCAACCAAGAGCGCAGCAACGAAUGCCUGCCUCCCAAGAAGCGCGAGAUCCCCGCCACCAGCCGGCCUUCCUCGGAGGACAAGGCGGUGCCCAGCGACAACCACCGCGCGGAAAACGCGGCAUGGCUCCCCGGCGCCCGGAGCCACGUGGGCGGGCGGCUGGGGCCGGCGGGGCCCCCGGCGGAGCUCGGUUUACAGCAGGGAAUAGGUUUACACAAAGCGCUGUCCACGGGGCUGGACUACUCCCCGCCCAGUGCGCCCCGGUCCGUCCCGGCGGUGGCGUCCACCACGACGAUGCCGGCUGCGUACCCGCCGCCCCCGCCGUCCGGGGCCCCCGUGUCCCCGGUGCAGUACGCCCACCUGCCGCACACGUUACAGUUCAUCGGGUCUUCCCAGUACAGCGGGCCCUACGCCGGCUUCAUCCCUUCCCAGCUGAUCUCGCCCACGGCCAGCCCGGUCACCAGCGCGGUGGCCUCGGCCGUGGGCGCCGCCACGCCCGCCCAGCGCUCCCAGCUGGAGGCCUAUAGCAGUCUGCUGGCCGACAUGGGCGGGCUGAGCCGAGCCUCCGGACACAAAGCUGAGCCGCCGCCGCCGCCGCCGCCGCAGCACCUAGGCCGGACCGCGGGGCUCCUCCCCCCGGGGUCCCCACCGCCCCCGCAGCAGAGCCAGUACGUGCGCAUCUCCAGCUCGCCACAAAACGCCGCGCGCCCGGCCUCGCCGCCGGCCCUCCCCGUCCACCUGCACACGCACCCGACCAUGAUCCCGCACACGCUCACCCUGGGGCCCUCCCCGCAGGUGGUCGUGCAGUACACCGACUCCGGCAGCCACUUUGUCACCCGCGAGGCCACCAAGAAGGCGGAGAGCAGCCGGCUGCAGCAGGCCAUGCAGGCCAAGGAGAUGCUGAACGGGGAGGUGGAGAAGGGCCGGCGGUACGGGGCGCCCCCCGCGGCCGACCUGGGCCUGGUGAAGGCGGCCGGCAAGGCCGUGCCCCACCCGUACGAGUCCAGGCACGUGGUGGUCCACCCCGGCCCCGCCGACUACAGCGUCCGCGACGCGUCGGGGGUGCGGGCCUCGGUGAUGGUCCUGCCCAACAGCGGCACCCCCGCCGCCGACCUCGAGGGGCAGCAGGUCACCCACCGGGAGAACUCGCCGUCCGCCCUCAAUGACAAGAGCAGCCUGCACUUGGGGAAGCCCGGGCACCGCUCCUACGCGCUGUCCCCGCAGCAGGCGCUGGGCCCCGAAGGCGUGAAGGCCGUCGCCACGCUGUCCCCGCACACGGUCAUCCAGACCACACACAGCGCCUCGGAGGCCCUCCCAGUCGGGCUGCCGGCCACGGCCUUCUACGCGGGCACGCAGCCGCCGGUCAUCGGCUACCUGAGCGGCCAGCAGCAAGCGAUCACCUACGCCGGCGGCCUGCCCCCGCACCUGGUCAUCCCGGGCACCCAGCCCUUGCUCAUCCCGGUGGGCAGCGCUGACCUGGAGGGGUCGGGCGCCGCCUCGGCCAUCGUCACGUCGUCACCCCAGUUUGCUGCAGUGCCUCACACGUUCGUCACCACCGCCCUGCCCAAGAGCGAGAACUUCGGCCCCGAGGCCCUGGUCACUCAGGCCGCCUACCCGGCCAUGGUGCAGGCCCAGAUCCACUUGCCCGUGGCGCAGUCCGUGGCCUCCCCCGCCGCCGCCGCGCCCCCCACGCUGCCGCCCUACUUCAUGAAAGGCUCCAUCAUCCAGUUGGCCAACGGGGAGCUGAAGAAAGUGGAGGACCUGAAGACGGAGGACUUCAUCCAGAGCGCGGAGAUCAGCACCGACCUGAAGAUCGACUCCAGCACGGUGGAGAGGAUCGCGGACAGCCACAGCCCCGGCGUCGCCGUGAUCCAGUUUGCCGUCGGGGAUCACCGAGCGCAGGUCAGCGUGGAAGUUUUGGUAGAGUAUCCUUUUUUUGUGUUCGGACAGGGCUGGUCAUCCUGUUGCCCAGAGAGGACCAGCCAGCUCUUUGAUUUGCCGUGUUCCAAACUCUCCGUCGGGGACGUUUGUAUCUCGCUCACCCUCAAGAACCUGAAGAACGGCUCUGUUAAAAAGGGCCAGCCCGUGGAUCCGGCCAGCGUCCUGCUGAAGCACUCAAAGGCCGACGGCCUCGCAGGCAGUAGACACAGGUAUGCCGAGCAGGAAAACGGGAUCAGUCAGGGAAGCGCCCAGAUGCUCUCUGAGAACGGCGAACUGAAGUUUCCCGAAAAAAUAGGAUUGCCGGCCGCACCCUUGCUCACCAAAAUAGAACCCAGCAAGCCCGCGGCCACGAGGAAGAGGAGGUGGUCAGCACCCGAGACCCGCAAACUGGAGAAGUCGGAAGACGAGCCACCUUUGACUCUUCCCAAGCCUUCUCUCAUUUCUCAGGAGGUUAAGAUUUGCAUCGAAGGCCGCUCUAACGUAGCUCUGCAGAGUCUUUCACGGAGCAAGAUGCUGAAAGUUUCAAAGUGGUUUCAAGGAAUGAAUGUGAAUUAUGAACUUGUAUGUGACAAUGAAUGACCACCAAGUACAGCCUGACAGGAGGCAUUCUUCACUUUGAUGUCUCAGAAAGGAUUUAAAAAGCAUAUGCAGAGCUGGCAGAGGAACUGAGAGGGAAGGGAUGGGAAAAAAAAAAAAAGAAUACUCACUUUUGUCCAGUGUUUUUCUUUUUAAGACGAACUUUUAAAGAACCUUGCGAUUUGCACAUCUUGAGUUUAUAAAUUUGUGUGAUAUUCCUGCAGUUUUUAUUCAAUAACAUUGUGGGAAAGGCUUGGGGGACUGAACGAGCAUAAAUAAAUGUAGCAAAAUUACUUUCUAACCUGCCUAAACUCUAGGCCUUUUAUAAGAUUAUGUUCCUUUCAAGAUUCAUUUUUGGUCUUCUUACCGUAUCUGUCACAUAAAACCAGGUCUUAGCAGGACAACUCUGAGAAUUUUCUUCAGAUUCAUUGAGAGAGUUUUCCAUGAAGACAUUUAUAUAUGUGAGCAAGUUUGUUUUUUUUUUUUCUAAGAAAACAAUUAUUAUUGUUGUUAUUAAUGUUAUUUUCAAAAUGACUUUCUUUUUCCAUCUGAAAUCAAGAUUUAAUGUUUGGUACAAACCCAGAAAGGGUCUUUUACAGUUGAGACCUUUUAUCCCCAGAGAUCUGAAAUAUUGUUUGUGGGUUUUGAGUGGGCAUUUUCAAGUGCUUAAAAGUUUUAUAAAGAGAGAGAAAUUUUUAAAUAUUCUUACUUGGAAUGGCUGCAACGAAUCUGAACAAAUACCUGAUUUUUCUUUUACCAUUGAAAAUAGUACUUUUUCCAUCUCACAGAUUUUUAAAAAAUUCUUGUCAGCCCACAUUCUGGCUUUCCAGUAUUCCUUCACAUUUAGCUCUCAGCAGAACUGAUGAUUUUUAGAAACCAUUUCUGGGGUGUACCAAAAACAUUGGAAUAGAUUUUGAACUGCUAGAUCCAGUCCUUGACUUUCUUCGGUUUUCAUUACCCUCUCAGCAUGCUAGCAGAGAGCUGAGUGAGUCCAUUCUUGCAGUCAUAUUGCUUAUUUAGUGCUGUAUUUUUUUUUAAACGUCUCUGUUCAGAGAACUUGCUUAAUCUUCCAUAUAUUCUGCUCAGGGCACUUGCAAUUAUUAGGUUUUGUUUUUCUUUUUUUGUUUUGACGGUAAGAGGAAUACGGGGCUGCCAUACAGACUGUCCUCAUCAGUACCACUAAGGACAGUGAUUCACCUGGACUCAGAGAAACACCCACCACCUUUUGGCUUCUUUUGAGUAUUGAACUAACCGGAUCCACACCUCCAACACUAAAACGGGAAAACAUGCGUGGUUUGGAGCAAUAGGAACAUCAUCAUUGUUUUUCGUGCUUCUGUUUCAGGUAUAGGAACUAUCGAAGAAUUGGUUCUUUCUAAACAUUGUCCCAUUUACCUUCUUGCUUCUUUAGCGUGUGCAAUACUUUCCGUGCCAAUAGAGUCUGAUCAGUGUGCGCUCUAGAGAAAGUGUAGGUAGGCCCCUCUCGGCUUUUUCCUUAUUCUCUUCAUCCUUUUCCUGUGCCGGCCAGAGAAGGGCUGGAAGGAAGGAGCCAGGAAGGGGAGAGCCUCCUGCUGGGCGAUCGCCCUGCUCCGGGAAGCCAAGGCCCCUGGGGCAGGGAGCUCUGGGGGAAGCCCCGCGUUUCCCUCGCCCUGUUGCGGAAAAGAGCAAAGGAGAUGGAGGGGAAGAACGCACUCUUCCCCUCCUCACCGCGAGGAACAGUGGCGCGCAGACGGGAAGGAGGCAGACCCAUUUCUAAGGCGCACUCUGGAGCAAUCGAGCCAGGAUCAGCCCCUGUUCCACGGUCCUUUCCUGGAGUAGGUGGGCCCCCCGCUCAGGCCUGUGUCCUGGAGACUUGGAGCCGCGCCUCCUCCGAGCCUGGGCGGGAAGCGUGGUCCACCACGUGCGCGCCUUCCGAGCCUCCGGCGCGGGUGGCUGCGGAGGGGCCGGGCCUUCUGCGGACAAUGCCCACCGCCCCUCUGUGGCAGCUCUCGCCUCCAAAUAGGAAGGCCAUCCGGAGGACAGGGGCCCUCCUCUCGUUGGCAGACGUGGGCAAGCCCCGAGGCCCCCAGAGCAGCCCGGUCACCGCGCCCGCGUAGCCCACCUAGCAGUGCCGGGCGUAGAACCCUCCCGAGCCGCGCAGCUUGCGAGGAGCAGCCAUGUGCCUCUGUACUGUGUCCACUUUGCAAUAUUUACCUAACCCAUCUUUUGUUCUUACCCAUUUUCCAUUUUUAAACUAGUAACAGCAGGCCUUUUGCGUUUACAGUGGAACACAAUCACCAAAUUAGUCAGGGCGAAAAGAAAAAAAAAAUUCACCAACAAACAAGGACCUCUCUUUCUAGGGAUUUCUAAAUAUAUAAAAUGACUGUUCCUUAGGAUGUUUCAACUUCAGAAUUAUUUCAGUUUGGGCCACACUGGGGGCGGGGCGGGGCGGCUAGAGAGAUGGAUACCACUUACCUCAAAUCUUUUCAAGUGGAAAUCCAAAAUUGCUUUUUUCAUUUGGACGUUCAGGAUGAUUUUCUAUGUCGGUCAGUUUUGUGUCUUUUCCAGCUCACCCCCGUUUGUUUUGGGAGGAAUGUUUUUUUUUCCCCCAUUGCUGUCCUCAAUCCCAUUUCUCACCCUGAAUCAUGACCCUGUGUGUGUCCUGUUAGGGUUUUCUCGCCCACCGGGAAAUGGCAGCACUCCUCCUCCCCCCAAGGAACUCUGCAGAACCUUUCACACCUCUAACUCAGGGACGGGGCUGGCGUGUGUGUGGUACACUGACGUGUCCAGAAGCAGCACUUUGACUGUUCUGGGAGUAGGGUUGUACAACUUCAAGGAAUGUUUGGAUUUCCUGCAUCUUGUGGAUUUCUCCUUAGAUACCACAUAGAUCGCAAUAUAAUGCUGCAUGUUCAAGACGAACAGUAGCUCCUAGAAAUCAUAAAAUCCACUCUUUGCACAUAGUUCGAUCUUUACUGAAAUAUGUUGCCAAAAUUUAUUUUUGUUGUAUAGCUUUGGAAUUUUUUUUUUUUUAAGGAAACAAUUGACAAUACCCUUUAACAUCUGUGACUACUAAGGAAACCUGUUUCUUUCAUGGAGAAAAAAAAUCUCAAAUGCUUUUGAAGACACUAAAUGCCAUGCUAUUUCAGAUCUGGGUGAAGAAGCAGAGCUCUGAGGACAGAAGGCCAGGCUUUUUGAGCUGUGUUGGUUGUCAUGGCUACUGUUUGAUGAACUGUAAGCAGCUCGACAAACCGUGGUCCGUUUCCUCCUAAAACGCUUUGCACGUCCUAUCUCCUAGUCACCCAUGAUAAUCCCAGGUGAAAAAAGGGCCAGCAGUCUCCAUGGUCCAAUCCUGCUUCUUCAGGGUGAUGUGAAAGCAAGGGGAAUUACACUGUGUGGCUUUUCAAGUGAAGCAGAAGUCUUUGCUUCCACCUUUGUUUUCAACCCAGAAUUUCUGAAAUAGAAAAUUUAAGAACACAUCCAGUAAUAACUAUACAGAGAACAUACUUUUCUAUAAAGCACAUGCCUAUGCCAUUGUGUUACAUUGGUUUCCUCUUUUUUUUCUCCACGGACAGUGUUGUGUUUCUGUUGAUAGGGGAACUCCAAACUGUUUGCACACCUCUACUCCGGAGCUAAGAUUUCUUUUACAUAGAUGACCUCGCUUCAAAUAAGUUACCUUAAUGAUAGGAUCUUUUCUUGUAGCACUAUACCUUGUGGGAAUUUUUUUUUUUUAAUGUACACCUAAUUUGAGAAGCUGAAGAAAAAAAAAAAAAACUUUGAAGCACUCACUUUGAGGAGUACAGGUAAUGUUUUAAAAAAUUGCACAAAAGAAAAAUGAAUGUCAAAAUGAUUCAUUCAGUGUUUGAAAGAUAUGGAUCUGUUGAAACAAUGAGUUUCAUACCUUGUUUGUAAAAAAAAAAAAAAAGCAUAAAGGUUGAAAGUUACAUGUUUUUUUGUAUAUAGAAAUAUGUCAUGUCUAAAUGAUCAGAUUUGUAUGGUUAUGGCCUGAAAGAAUUACUACUUAAAAGGCUCUUCAACUAUACCUAUGCUUCCUCUAGGUUUUUGUUACAUAGAACCCUCUUCUGAGGGAGAGUAAUUCUGUAUUUUGCAAUUAGAGAAUACUGUUCAUUCCUAUGCCGAAAGUACUUCUCUGAGCUCCCUUCUUAGUUUAAACUCUUAAGCCAUUGCAACUCCUUUUUCUCCAGAGAUGAUGUUUGACAUUUUCAGCACUUCCUGUUCCAGUAAACCCAAAGAAUAUAAUUCUGAACAAGAAGUGUUUGUAACAAGGGAUCCUGGCUACCAAGAAAAUGGGACUCAUCACGAGGACACACACACACACACAAAUGUUCAGCCUUCUCUCCCCCCCGACACCUCAUUUCAAUGGCGGGGGGUGGGGGGGGUUAAACAAGAAUUUCAGUUGAGAUGCCUCGUUUCACAUUGGUUUUAUUUUGACUUUUUUUUUUCUUUACCAUUAAGAGGCCAAAAUUAAUGUGGAGCAACUUCUCAGAAGUCAUAUUCUGUCCAGAAAUCAAGCCAGCCAGCAGAAACAGGACAGCUGGCAGGGGAGGGGCAGGAUGUUGAGCAGAUUCCCCCUCCAAUUCUUAAAAUUCAGAAUCUGAGCCCCUCCCUUACAUUACACGCGAUGUUUCUGGUAGCUGACAUUCACCUGUAGGAUGGCGGGAGGGAACUGCGGCUUCAGUUUCUCAUGUCCUCACGACUUGCAUACAAAUGGUUCAGCUGUAUUAAAAUUAAGUGCUUUUGGCCAAUAGGUAGUAGCUCUCUAGUAACCGUCUCUUAAGGAUUUCCGUCACUUUUCUUAUCUGAAAGGACUCCAGUCUUCCACUGCAGAUAAUUGGAGACUUCACCCAAGUUUUCUUUCCCUUUAGUUUGUUCGUUUGCUGUCUGGGAUGGCCGAUGAGCCAGUCUCCUUUUCCAUGGCCAGUCUGAAGGCCCCCUUUGGAAGUGCUGUUUACAGUCAUCCUUGCCGAGGUAACAGUAACUGUCCUCUGGAAUAAAUGGCAAGUCUGAACGGUUACCAAGCUGGGUGUGUAGGUUUUCUCUGGUUCCUAACUCGAACCGCCUACUCUUCAAUUAAUCCAGUUCAGGAGUGGGGUGAAUUUCUUUAUUGUCAGUGAACAUUAAACUUGAUACCUGUGUGCAUCAGUUCUGUGAAUACUGCCCUUUUGGCCUUUUAGGGGAGGUUUUUUUUUUCCUCCUCAGCCUUCACUUUCCCUGUAUACCCAAAUGAGUGUCAGCUGAAAGGCUCCAGCAGAGCCCUGCCAGGAUUUUCUGGUGGCCUUUGGUUAAGACAAGAGUCCUAAUUUCUAGCCAGUGGGGUCCUGGCCCUGGGGCCAUCUCUGAGAGUCACACUGAUGUUGUUUUUCUAAUAUCAGCUCACGACCUACCAACCUUCCAAUCGUACGCCUCCCACCGGCCAAGGAAAAAGAGACACCAGAACUUUGAGGGCACUAUCAGACUGACAUGGCCAGUACAGAGGAGAACUAGGGAAGGGAUGAUGAUUUGCACCUUAUUGAAAAGAAAAAUUUAAGUGCAUACAUAGUUAAGAGCUUUUAUUGUGACAGGAGAACUUUUUUCCAUAUGCGUGCAUACUCUCUGUAAUUCCAGUGUAAAAUAUUGUACUUGCACUAGCUUUUUUAAAACAAAUAUUAAAAAAAAAAUGGAAGAAUUCCUAUUCUAUUUUCUAAUCGUGGUGUGUCUAUUUGUAGGAUACACUCGAGUCUGUUUAUUGAAUUUUAUGGUCCCUUUCUUUGAUGGUGCUUGCAGGUUUUCUAGGUAGAAAUUAUUUCAUUAUUAUAAUAAAACAAUGUUUGAUUCAAAAUUUGAACAAAAUUGUUUUAAAUAAAUUGUCUGUAAACCAGUACAAGUUUAUUGUUUCAGUAUACUCGUACUAAUAAAAUAACCGUGCCAAUUGCAAACGUGUCUGUGCGUGUGUCAGGUCCUCGGAAACCAGGGAGGCUGAGGAAGUGGUGGUCCUUUCUUCCUUCUUGAUCCGCUGUGAUCCCUGGGUAGGUUUGUGGUGGCAAGGGUGACAUAAGGCUUUGCCUUUCUUACUAAUUUUGGGGAGUGGGAAGAGGGUUCCGUCGUGCUUGAGAUGAGAAUCAGAUAAAAGGCAGGUUUCAACAUCUGAUGUUUCAGCUUGUUCCAUUUGUUUCUCCUCUCUGCACACUGCUGUUUUUACAAGAGAUUUUUUUUGCCUCUUAGCAGUAUUUGGCAUCUUUGUGAGCUCGUAGCAUUAUCGAUAUGUUUCUGUAUGCUUUGCUGCACACUGGUUAAUGGUCUGAAGGUGGAAAGUUCGUCUGUGUUUCUUGGAGUUCAUGCCUGUUUUUGCAUGGUGCCCGCUCUCAGAUGGAGGAGGCUUGGCAGUUGCCCCCGAAGGGAAUUCCUCCAGGACCCAGUCAGGUAAGGCCCUCUGC